Syngnathoides biaculeatus (alligator pipefish) is the source of this 2095-nucleotide messenger RNA. RefSeq names its product FAST kinase domains 3 (gene fastkd3). The transcript has 9 exons. Bases 132 to 2084 code for a protein of 650 amino acids. The record is from RefSeq and is a predicted model, not a curated record. Gene Ontology annotation, biological process: mitochondrial RNA processing; regulation of mitochondrial mRNA stability. Gene Ontology annotation, molecular function: RNA binding. Gene Ontology annotation, cellular component: mitochondrial matrix; ribonucleoprotein granule. NCBI's taxonomy places the organism in Eukaryota, Metazoa, Chordata, Actinopteri, Syngnathiformes, Syngnathidae.
UUCUCUUUCCUCUAAAAACCGAGCAUCCCUCGAACGCCCCUCUCGCACUGUUACGGAACCAAGUUACGAGACGAAUGUUGACCGGCGUUAUGUAGUUCUCAUUUUUUUCCCGGUGACUGGAGGGCUGAGUCAUGGCAUUGAAGCUGGUCCAGAGACUCCCACUGGCGAUCCGCCCCGGUACCGUCUUCUCGGUGGCCCGGCCGGCGUGCGCGGCCUGCCUGUGGACCUCCACGGGGCGCUGCAUCCUCACCGGGGGCUGCCGCCGGCUCCGGCCGGUCCGGGGUUCCAGGAGCCUGAGCGCCCUCGUCCGGGAGCCGUCCUUCGUGGUGCCGCACGGGGAUUCAAUCCCCCGGUUCCGUCUGACCCUGCAGCGCGGUCCCGCGGCCCAGGAAGAGGAGCAGGACUUCCUUAGGCGUUUGAGCUCCUGCUCGUCUCCUGCCAAGGUUUUCAAGCUCCUGCGUUCGGCGGAGGCGGUGCCGGACGGCGCGGCGGCGGCCGCCCUCCACCGGGUGGCCGACCUGGAGCGGGAGGAGGAGAGCCCCUCCCUGCGCGACCCCUCGGUGCUCGAGGACGGGGCCAUCCGGGCGCUGUGCCUGCAGCUGGAGCGGGACUCGCGCCUCCUGUCGGAUUCCGCUCUGGUCUCGGCGCUCCUGGCCUGCACCCGCCUCUGCCUGGACCCCUGGAGCACCCUGAUGGUGCGUCUGAUCUCCGAGGGCCAGGAGCGUCUGGACCGCGGCGAUCUGAGCGUGGGCCAGCUGUGCACGCUGGGCCGGGCCACACUGGCCGUGGAGGGGCCCGGGGGUGCGAUGCUGGAGGAGGUGAUGGCGCAGAUCCAGAAACCGGGCCCCUCGCGGUGGAGCUUGGACGAACUAGUGGCAGUUUACCAGCUCCUGCGGGACGGCGUGGCUCACGACGGAAAGUACCGCGACCUCCUGAACGCCAUGCACGCGCACGCCGUGACGGCGACCCCGGCUAUGGACGAAGCGGCGGUCAGCGGGGUCCUGGGCGCCCUGGUGAACCUCAAUCAAACCCAGGCCACGCCGUUAGUGAUCCAGCUCUGUAAACGGGCCGUGCGUCACGUCCCCCGCUUCUCCGACGAGCAGCUGGCCGCCGUCCUCGCCGCCCUCAUGCACUUCGGUCACAGCGACCGCUACCUGGUGGAGGCGGUGGAGCGCCGCGUGGCCCCCGCCGCCUUCACGUGCCACGCCGAGACGCUCACCAAGGCCACGCAGUUCCUGGGCCGCAGGAACAUCCUGUCGCCGCCCGUGUUGGACGCCGUCGCCGAGAGCUUCGUGUACCGAGCCGACGGCUACAGCACCGGGCAGGUGGCGCGGCAGAUCGCCCCGUUUGGAAAGCUGUGCUACCUGCCGCCCAACGCCGGCGAGCUCUUCCGGAAGGUGGAGGCCGUCCUGCGUACGCGCUUCUCGCAGUUCCAGCCCCGCACGUUGCUGGGUUUGCUGCACUCGUGCAUCCUGGUGGAGAGGUUCCCCGUCAACUUCGUCUCCAAGGUGUUCGGCAGCUUCUUCCUGCAGCAGCUGCAAGAGGACGGCAACGGGAUGGACCGGUUUGUCCUGGCUCAGCUGACACAGCUGUACAUGACUGUCAAGUUGGAGUGUCCCUUCUACGAGGGGCCCCGGCUGCUCCCCAAGUACCGCGUCAAGUCCUUCCUGGUGCCGGGACGCUCGCUGGAGACGCCGGUGGACCCACACCUCUACACCUCGGUCAAGGCGGGCCUGGUGGACCUGCUCGGCGCGCGCUCUUACUUCGCGUCCAAAGUCCUGACGCCGUACUGCUACACGCUUGACGUGGAGAUCAAGCUGGACGAAGAAGGCUACGUGCUGCCUGCCAGUCACGAUGACGUCUUCAAGAGGAUAGCGUUGUGCAUCGACGGCCAAAAGAGGUUCACCGCCAACACCAGACGACUCCUGGGCGGCGAGAGCAUCAAACAGCGACACCUGAGGCUGCUGGGAUACGAAGUUGUUCAGAUCCCCUUCUACGAAUUUGACAAACUGCACAGCAAGACCAGCGUCAUGAAUUACCUGCACCAGAAAAUCUUCCCUCACAGCUACAGACUCAGCUGGUGACAGAGGGGGGG